Molecule: messenger RNA, 2013 nt
Organism: Topomyia yanbarensis
Lineage: Eukaryota; Metazoa; Arthropoda; Insecta; Diptera; Culicidae
Gene: Uxs
Product: UDP-glucuronic acid decarboxylase 1
Exons: 5
Coding region: 132-1523 (463 amino acids)
Biological process (GO): D-xylose metabolic process
Cellular component (GO): cytoplasm
Molecular function (GO): UDP-glucuronate decarboxylase activity; NAD+ binding
Source: RefSeq, a predicted model, not a curated record
AACAAACAUUCAUGUCAAAAAGAUAAUGGUCGGUGGAAGGGAAAACUGCUAAACAGCAGAUCUCUCUCGUUUGGUGAUAGGAGUUUGGUGAAAAAUAUUGAACCUCUGCUAGCCAGAGCAGCUCAGUUAUUAUGGUGUUUUCGAAGCGGAAGAUGAAGCAGCUGUUCGCGUUCGGUGUGGCCAUAGUUUUGGUAAUCUGUUUGUACAAGUCAUGGGGCAAUCCGACCAGCGGAAAGCUAAAUCUAGGAAUCGGUAGCGAAAAUGAGCUAGAGAAUAGCGUCGAUCAGGUAAGAUACGUACAUCAGCGACACGAGCGGCUGCAGGGGAGCCCUGUCAAGGCUCCUCCCGGCGUCGAUAGCAAUCACGUCGCUGCUGGGCCGCCCGCGGUUGGCGACCUGAUUGGCGAUGAUCACGAAACCCGUAUGAACGAGCUGCAUCAGGCUAAGAAGCAGAUCUUGGAAUUGGAGCGAAAGAUUCAGGAACUGGAGGGCCGCAUUCCGAGAAAGUAUCCCGACGUCACGUUCCUGAACUACAAGAACAGAAAGCGAAUCUUGAUUACCGGCGGGGCCGGCUUUGUAGGCUCCCACCUCGUCGACAACCUGAUGAUGCAAGGGCACGAGCUGAUUGUGGUGGAUAAUUUCUUCACCGGUCGAAAGCGCAACGUGGAACACUGGUUGGGUCACGAAAACUUUGAACUCAUCCACCAUGACAUUGUAAAUCCGCUGUUCAUCGAGGUGGAUGAAAUUUAUCACCUGGCCAGUCCGGCGAGUCCACCGCACUACAUGUACAACCCGGUGAAAACGAUCAAAACCAACACGCUCGGAACGAUCAACAUGUUGGGUUUAGCGAAGCGGGUUGGGGCUAAGGUGCUAAUUGCAAGCACCUCUGAGGUAUACGGGGAUCCAGAUGUGCACCCGCAGCCGGAGACUUACUGGGGUCAUGUGAAUCCCAUUGGGCCGAGGGCGUGCUAUGAUGAGGGGAAACGUGUAGCUGAAACGCUAAGCUAUGCGUAUGCCAAGCAGGAAAACGUUAACGUUCGUGUGGCGAGGAUAUUUAAUACCUAUGGGCCUCGGAUGCACAUGAACGAUGGGCGAGUGGUGUCCAAUUUCAUUAUUCAAGCACUGCAGAAUCAGUCGAUCACGAUGUACGGAAGUGGUCAGCAAACGCGAUCAUUCCAGUACGUGUCCGACCUAGUGGACGGACUGGUCGCACUGAUGACUUCCAAUUAUACUCAACCCGUUAAUUUGGGAAAUCCGGUGGAACGCACGAUAGAGGAAUUUGCCGAGAUCAUCCGGGAUCUGGUCGGCUGUAAAAGUCAAAUCAUCGAACUACCCGCGGUAGAAGAUGAUCCCCAGCGGCGAAAGCCGGACAUUUCCCGCGCAAAGAAAUAUCUCAACUGGGAGCCAAGGGUCCCGCUGAAGGAAGGACUUGACAAGACGGUCGAAUACUUCCGUAAAGAACUGGCACGCUCAAAUCACUCACAGCGGAACAUUUUCGUGCCCGAAACGACUGAGAAAACAUAGCAGUAGCGAUUAUUUUUACUCCAGUAGAUGCUACGUACUUGGGGUGGAAUUAGUCAUGCAAUGAGUUAAUGAAGGGUGCAAUUUACUAGCUGUAUGACCGGUUCCCGUGAUCCAUAUUGUUGCAGUACAAAUUUCUCGAAGCCUGAAAUUUUUCACAUCAAUAGCACACACACAAUUCCAAAACCAAUUCGACAGAUAAUUCUAAAAUUAAAGUAUUUUUUAUGAUAGCAAAAUUACAGACAUUUCGACACAGGGAACAUUGCAAUACGCUGUGGAGGCGUUAGUUUGAAUACCAGAGAUCUUUAUUGAUUUUAGGUUGUGGUCAAUUAAUACUGUUAUUGUUGCCUGUAUCUACAUCCUUUGAGUCUACCUUUUGUGUAUACGUUUUACUCUGUCUAGUCUUGUUUAUUUUUUGUGAAAAUGUUUAAAACAUGUUUUCAGUUUUGUAGAAUUGUAAAUAAAAACAAAAGUUAGGUAUAAUUUGAAACAA